GGAUUCCACGAUGUUUAAAGCAAUGUCAAACUGCAUUAAUUCUACAGUGUGGCACAUAGGGAUUGUUUGCUGUCUGUGAAAUGCUCACAUUUCAAUUAAUUUUGAUUGUUUUAUCCUCUGAUUGGUGUGAGGAGGAUUUUAAACAGACACUGUUUCAGCUGUUAUUGCCCAGAUAGAUGCAGAGAUAUACCAAUUUCUCAGUUAUGGCAUCCUCUAUAAUAGUAAUAUCACACUGAUACAAUCCAUUUAGAAGUAUUAUCUUUGUACAGAGCAGCUGACUUUUCUUGACUUCUAGAAAUGUGAUGACAAGUUCAGAAAAGUAGAAACAAGUUCAAAAUAGGAAAAUAAUUUAGGUGUCUGUAGCUUCUGGACUGAGCAGCAUUUACUAUUCCCAGCCAGCAAUGUGGGUUAAAAUUAGAAUUUGGCUGGUGCUGCAUUUCAAGCCUGUCCUAGUUGGUCUGAGGUUUGUAAAUGGCUUCAGCAAAGCAGUCUAGAUUCAUGACUGCUUUCAGCUGUUGCGCCAAAAGCAGUGCGCUGUGGGAAGCCAGGCAAUAUGGACAAUGAUUUAGACAUUUCCUGCUGAAGGACAAUUUAAGUACAGGGAUUGAAGUCACUUGGCAAUCUUCUCCGUGUACAACAUAUGACACUCCUGUAUGCAAUAAUAAUGGAGAAGAACUAAUCUCAAUGUCAAAUCGGAAUGCAAAAGAGCCAUGACUGAAACAGCGGUGUGUGUUAGCUUGUUUACAUCCGUUAAAGCGCUUUGGGAAGUCAGGAUCCAGAAAAUAAAUGAAGAGCUUCAAAAAGAAAAAGAAUUAAGACAAAGGGCUGUGGGGAGACUGACAGUUGCUUGGGAAGAGAGGGUCAGUUUUGCCAAACUUAAAGAAAAAGUCAUCACUGAAGAUGGAAGGGCUGUAUUAAGGAUUGAAAAGGAAGAAUGGAAGACACUACCUUCUUGUUUACUGAAACUGGACCACCUUCAGGAAUGGCAGCUUCACAGAAUUAGUUUGGUAAAAAUCCCUCAGUUUAUUGGUCGCUUUCAAAAGCUCAUUGUUCUGGAUCUGUCUCGAAAUUCCAUCACUGACAUUCCUAGGGAGAUAGGUCAAUUGUCAAAUCUCCAAGAGCUGAACCUCAGUUAUAAUAAAAUUAAAUCCAUUCCUAAAGAACUAAGCAACUGUGUCAACUUAGAAAGACUGGAACUGGCAGUGAACAGAGACAUCUGUGACCUUCCCCAUCAGCUCAGCAACAUGAAGAAACUCUGUCACCUAGAUCUGAGCAUGAACCAGUUUGACACAUUCCCUUCAGUCAUUCUGGAUAUGCCAAGCCUGGAAUGGUUAGACAUGGGAAGCAACAAACUAAAAGAAAUCCCUGACAGUAUUGACAGAGCAGAAAACCUGCAUACUUUGUGGCUACAGAGGAAUGAGAUAAUUCAUUUACCAGAAUCCAUUCAAAACCUAAAGAACUUGAGCACCCUUGUUCUCACCAGCAACAAGCUCCAAGAUAUUCCUGGUUGCAUGAAGGACAUGCCAAACUUGAGAUUUGUCAACUUCAGAGACAACCCACUGAAGCUGCAAGUAACACUUCCCCCUUGUGAGAAUGAAGAAGAGGAGGAGGAACGAGAACUGUAUGGAAUUCAGUUCAUGCAUGCAUACAUUCAGGAGUCACUUGGCAUCAAAGAAAACAUGGAAAGUGAUAUUGGAGAUACUGCUGCUGACAAAUGAAAAAAACAACUGUGCCUUUACAGUUCUCUUAAGCAAAGAAAGAUUGAGCUACAUUUAUGUUCUCUGUAACAAAUGCCAAGUUGUUCUCUCAUUGCUGAAGAAUAAGCUGAUGUUUUCUUCUUCUGGUUCCAGAGGAGAUCGUAAAAGGAAUAAAAAUUUGGUAAGCAAAAUCCUGGACCUUAAAAUUCUAGAACUUC
Sceloporus undulatus (fence lizard) is the source of this 1915-nucleotide messenger RNA. RefSeq names its product leucine rich repeat containing 39 (gene LRRC39). The record is from RefSeq and is a predicted model, not a curated record. The transcript has 9 exons. NCBI's taxonomy places the organism in Eukaryota, Metazoa, Chordata, Lepidosauria, Squamata, Phrynosomatidae. The coding region runs from base 711 to 1718 and encodes 335 amino acids. Gene Ontology annotation, molecular function: protein binding.